Molecule: messenger RNA, 2315 nt
Organism: Dentiscutata erythropus
Lineage: Eukaryota; Fungi; Glomeromycota; Glomeromycetes; Diversisporales; Gigasporaceae
Source: the annotation of a GenBank genome assembly
AUGUCACAACAGAAUGAUCAACAAAAUCAAUCGCCAAAUUCAAAUUUGUCUAGUUCGCAAACCGCUAAUGCAAAUAAUAAUACAACGAACGAUCAAUUUUCAAAUUUUCAGAAGAGUUCACAACAAACACAACAGAUUACGGCGCAAAAUCAACAGUCAUCACUGCAACAACCACAAACAUCACAAACUACUACAACUCCUCAACUACAGCCAGCCACAAGUCAACCAUCACAAGUUUCAGUUACUGUACCAGUACGGCCUGUAAGUGUUUCUACAAAAGGUGGGAAUGCAAAGAAAAAAACUGGUGGUAGCAAAAAGGCGAGUGGGUCACGUCCCAAAACCGCAUCAACAGAGAAAAAUGAUGAUUCGAUGUUGCCUCAGGCUUUGUCUCAAAUGGCAACCGAUUAUUAUAACCAGGCUACUCAGCAUGGAGGACAAAACACACCAGAAGGUCAGCUAUAUCUCAAAAAGUAUAUGGAUACGGUACAAGCUUUGGAACAGCAUCAGCGAAACAAUCAACAUGCUAGUUUUUCAUUUGUUCCGCCAGCGAGCCAAAUCACGUCGCCGGCAACUACCCCUUCUCCCAAUCAGAUGUCUCGCAUUCCUGCCACUAUGCCGUCCGUACCUUCGCCAAUGCAUAAUCAUCAAAAUAAUCCACAGAUAGUUGCUAGGCCGCAGCAACAUCAACAUCAGCAACAUAUGGUUGGACGAGGACCACCAAUAAAUUAUCAGCAAUUAACAGCUCCGAGAGUAACAAAUCCUACGAGCGGUCCUUCACAAACAACAUAUACGACAAGACCUUAUAAUAUAAGACCGCAGCAAAUGAUAUCUCCAAUACCUGAUUCUCAACGAAUGAUGACGAUCAAUACACAUGGGCAUUCGGGAGCGACAGGGUCUCCAACAACUCAACCUAUCCAAUCACCCAUUAUACCUUCUUCACCACUAACAAAUAACAUUGCGGAAGGAUCAAUGAUUACUACUAUGCAGCCACAAACAAUACAUCAAUCACCAAGAUUACAUCAACAGACUCAAUCACCGGGAUCACAACCACCACCUCAAUCACCACGACAACCCCUAUCACAAUCACCUCGACCUCAUCAUCAAAUACAGCCUUUGCCUCAAUCACCUCGAACACAGCACCUUUCUCAACUGUCUCAAACACAACAGACACAUCUAAAUUCACAUGUAACCAAUCCUUUAAUGGAAAUUGAUUCCGUGCAAACGACAAUUAUUCCAAAACCUAUCACAGAUGGCAUUAGACAAAUUACGCCGAUAGCACCGGCAAACCCAAGUGGCCUUCCAUCACCACUACCGCAGCAUUUAUCUGUCACAAAUAAAUUACAAAUUCCGGGAGUAAAAAUGCACACUAUACCUAAUUUAGGCAUGAAUUUACCAGAAACGCCAGCAUCUUUGGAACAAGAAGAAAUAGAUAAACAUCCUUUAUCAAAACGCAAAAUUCAACAGCUAGUUGAUCAAAUAGAUCCCAAAGAGAGACUAGAACCAGAAGUGGAGGAUAAUAAUUGUCCACCAAAUCUUCCCAAGUUUGAUAGCAGCUUUGGAUUUUCUUUCAGCCAUAUUAACGUUUCUGUAAUUUACCUUUAUUUUCAGAUGCUAUUAGAAAUAGCAGAUGAAUUCAUCACUUCUGUAAGCUCCUUUGCGUGUCUUUUGGCUAAACAUCGAAAAUCUGAUACUUUAGAGGUUAAAGAUCUUCAACUCCAUUUAGAACGUAAUUGGAAUAUUCGUAUUCCUGGAUUUGCAUCAGACGAAAUUCGAUCUGUACGGAAAACUAUUGUACCAUCAUCACAUCAGCAAAAAAUGUUGGCGAACUUGAGGGAUCCGAAUGCAUUAGUGCAACAUUUAACCGAAUCUAAGCAAUUUUCUGAAGUCCAACUUGAAUGCAAUGAUUUAUAUCCAAGCCAGUUUGAUUUUAUUUUUGUUUGUAUCGAAAGCUUUAAGCGGCUUCGAUUUCACGAGACACUUCGGUACAAAAAACCUGUAUCCUAUAACCUCCAAUACUACACCACCUCUAGAAUCUCCCGAGUCGUGUGUAUUGGUGCAAUUACACUUAGAGCGAGGUUUCCUACCGAAGGCGACAUUAAAAAGUUCGAUAUACUAGAUAAAUUGUUUGCCAAUAUUCCUUUAGCGCAAGACUGGCGAAAUCCAUUUAAUUAUUCGAAAGCAGGACUCCUUACAGAUAGAGGCGAACAUGAACUAUACCUGUUAGGGAAAAGAGCUCGUCAACGGUACUAUGAAUUCUGGAAUAAUCUCACAUAUGAUUCUAACGUUGUCGUAUUUCAGAGUUCAGCUGUUUCAAG